Rotaria sp. Silwood1 is the source of this 1455-nucleotide messenger RNA. The record is from the annotation of a GenBank genome assembly. NCBI's taxonomy places the organism in Eukaryota, Metazoa, Rotifera, Eurotatoria, Philodinida, Philodinidae.
AUGGCCACAGCGACAACUGAAAGAAACUUGUGUCAUACAUGUCAAAAAGCAAAAGGAAUAUCCAAAUGUGAAGGGUGUUCGCAAAUCUUUUGUUUUAAUCAUUUCGUUGAUCAUCGUCAAGAAUUGAACAAACAAUUUGAUGAAGUUGAACUUACUCGUGAUCUUUUUCGACAAACACUAAGCGACCAAACAUCAGAACCAGGAAAUCACAUUUUAAUACAACAAAUUAAUGAUUGGGAACAGAAUUCAGUUGAAAAAAUUCGACAUACAGCAGAUGAAAUCAGAAAAGAAUUACUAAAACAUACAGCUAAAAAUAUUACUGACAUAGAAAUUAAACUGAACGAAUUAACUGAUGAAUUAAGACAAUGUCGCCAAGAAAAUGACUUUAUUGAAACAGAUUUACAUCGAUGGAAAAAUCAACUCUCUGAUCUAACCAAUGAACUUAACAAACCAUCAAAUAUUACAAUUCGACAAGGUUCAAACCGACUUGUGAAAAAAAUUUAUCUCAAUAUAUCAGCUAGACAAUCAUGUAUGAGCCAAAUUGAUGCCAACACAAGAUGGGUACAAAAUGGUAUCACGGUUGCUGGAGGUAAUAAAAGAGGAGAUGGAUUAAAUCAACUUGAUCGUCCAUGGGGUAUAUGUAUUGAUGACGAUGAACAAACUAUAUAUAUCGCUGAUACUUGUAAUCAUCGCAUUAUAGAAUGGAAAUAUGGAGCAACACAUGGCAGAAUCGUGGCGGGUGGGAAUGGAGAAGAAAACCCAACCAAUCUGUUAAAUAAUCCAAGAGACGUAGUUGUUGAUAAAGAGAAAGAUUGUCUUAUUAUCUGCGAUCGAGGAAACAGUCGAUUGGUGCAGUGGCCUCGUCGAAAUGGCACAACUGGGCUAACAGUUAUCUCCGAUAUUGCAUGCAUAGGACUAGCAAAAGAUCACGAUGAGCAUUUUUAUGUUUCUGACGGUGCUAAGCAUGAAGUAAGACGAUGGAGACUAGGAGAUACUUGUGGAACAGUAGUAGCAGGGGGUAAUGGACAAGGUAGUCGUCUUGAUCAGCUCAAUGGACCUAGGUAUAUCUUUAUCGAUCAAGAUUAUUCAGUAUACAUAUCAGAUGAGAACAAUCAUCGUGUGAUAAAGUGGACCAAAGGUGCAGCACAAGGAAUUGUUGUUGCCGGCGGUCAGGGAAAAGGAAAUGGUCUAGCUCAAUUGUCUGGUCCGCGUGGGGUGGUUGUUGAUUCAUUAGGUACUGUUUAUGUGGCAGACAGUGAAAAUAAUCGAGUAAUGCGUUGGUUGAAAGAAGCUAAACAAGGUUCUGUUGUUAUUGAUGGAAAUGAUCAACAGAAACAACUAACCCAACUCCAUUAUCCUCAGGAUUUAUCAUUUGAUCGACAAGGCAAUCUGUACGUUGUCGAUUUUGGCAAUGAUCGAAUACAACGAUUCAAUAUCGAUUUAAGUUCCAGUUAG